AUGUUUAUAAUAUCAUUUAGGACUAGUAUGUUUUCUCAAUUUUUCAAAAAAAGAAAAAUUUCCCACCCUCGUUAUCCUACUCAUUUAUAUCACGUUAGUAUUGGAGAAACUGGCGAACUUAUAGGUUUACCAAAAGAAUGGACUCUGGAGGCUCCUCAUGCUUUUAGAAAACAUCCAAUCGCAAAAAUAAUUCCACAAACACAAUCACCUGAACAACAGAAUAAUCCUCCUCCUCCAGAACCAUAUCCUCCUCCAAUAUCGCGUUCUCCUCCAUUACCACAAUCUCCUCUAAUACAUCCAAAAUCAAUAUUAGGAAGAAUAGGAAAGUCAUCUUCAGCACCUACAUCAACAGUAAAAUCACAUCAUGCUCUAUCUCAACAGAAGGAGAAAGAAAAUAAUGUAUUUUCUGAAUGGAUUGAUAAAGCAGUAUCUAACAAUUACUUAAAACUUCACAAGUAUGGAGUAUUUAGUGAUACUAGAGAAAUUGGUAGUGGUUCCUUUGGAACUGUUUAUUGUGCAUAUAAUAUCCAAUACGCAAAAUAUAUGGUUUUAAAAUCACUUAAAAUCAAUAAUAAAUUCACUACUGAACAAAUGCUUAAACAAAUUGUAAAUGAGCUUCAACAACAUCGACAAGUUGAAAUGCAUGAUAAUGUCAUAGCUUUAGGUGAAUAUAUGUUAGUUAUGGAAUAUGCUAAUAAUGGAACUUUACAUCAAUAUUUAUCCAAGAAUUUUAGUAAAAUGGAUUGGAAUAUAAAGUUAAAUCAUAAAGUUUUUAACGGUGGAAGAGAAAACAUAAUCCCAGGAACACCUAAAAUUUACGUCGACAUCUAUACAGCAUGCUGGCACGCUAAUCCUAUAAAACGUCCUAAAAUGUCACAAGUCGUAAAACUUUUAGAUAAAGUUGACAUCAAUGAUCCAAUACAAGUCGUCGAUGAUGUUCCUUCACCAGAUUUGACAACAAACAUAAAUGACCCACCAUCGAAUUCCACGGAGAAUCAAAUUAUCGGGUCAAAAACAUAUUUGUUUGAAAUCACUAGUACAAUGGAAAGAAGACUUUAUGAGGAAUAA
Messenger RNA from Entrophospora candida, 1068 nucleotides. NCBI's taxonomy places the organism in Eukaryota, Fungi, Glomeromycota, Glomeromycetes, Entrophosporales, Entrophosporaceae. The record is from the annotation of a GenBank genome assembly.